GAUUGGUCUUUAAGAUACCAAUGUGACCUUGAACUAACAACAUACAUGUGUAUAUAAAUUGUGACAGCUUAAUAUAUUAUUUCCGCUGCAUUUGGAUAAAUAUAACGAUGAAAAUUGACCUUCAUACGCAUAUUUUACCCAAGGAAUGGCCUGAUCUGCGACAGAGAUAUGGUUAUGGUGAUUGGGUCCAGCUGGAUCACAGCUGUGAAGGUCGAUGUGCCAACAUGAUGAAGGGGGACAAGUUCUUCCGGAAGGUUGAACCUAACUGCUGGUCGUUAGAAGAUCGAAUCUCCGAGAUGGACGCCACAAAUGUAGAUGUUCAAGUGUUGUCGACAGUUCCAGUUAUGUUUAGUUACUCUGCGAAGCCGGAAGACACCCUGGACCUAUGUGAGAUAUUAAAUAACGACCUAGCAGAGUCGGUAAAGAAAUAUCCGGACAGAUUCGUCGGGCUAGGAACUUUACCCAUGCAGGCACCGGAACUUGCAGUGAAAGAACUAAUCAGGUGUAAAAAGGAGCUAGGUUUUAAUGGCGUACAGAUAGGUUCCCAUGUGAACGACUGGAAUCUGGACGCACAAGAAUUGAGACCAAUCUUUGCGGCAGCAGAGGAGCACGGUGUAUCUAUAUUUGUACACCCCUGGGAUAUGGAAAUGGGCGGAAGAAUGUCCAAAUACUGGCUACCAUGGCUUGUAGGUAUGCCCUCGGAGACGAGUGCGGCCAUUUGUUGUAUGACAAUGGGUGGUGUUUUUGAGCAGUUUCCGAAACUGAAAGUUUGUUUUGCACAUGGAGGUGGCGCUUUUCCAUUUACGGUCGGCCGGGUAGAGCACGGGUAUAACGUGCGACCUGAUUUAUGUGCUACUGAGUGCAAGAAAAGCCCGAGACAGUUUCUUGGUAAAUUUUACACCGACGCCUUAGUUCAUGACCCGAAAGCUCUUCAGCUAUUGGUUGAUGUUAUAGGACAGGACCGAGUGAUAUGUGGGUCGGAUUAUCCAUUUCCGUUAGGGGAACAUCAUCCGGGGAAACUUAUUCAAGAAUCUGACUUUCCGGAGGAAAUCAAGGCCAAGCUUCUUGUUGAUAAUGCUUGUGAAUUUCUUGGACUGGAUAAAUCAAAAUUCAAAAGAAAAAGUUGAACAUUCCACUGACCAAAAUUGUGUGUGCUUUAAUAAAUUGUCUUUCAUAUAUUAUGGUGAUAGUCAGUUAUCUUGCCAGUGUUUUUAUAUAUAAAUAUGUUCGUUGUAUACUAUGUUGGUAUGGUGCUUAUCUUUUUGUAAAUACAGACAAAUUGUGUUAAAGACCACCUCUGAAUAAGAAUAAUCCUGCAAAAAAAAACUGUAAAUAUAGGCCACUUUUCGAUAACCCUUCAUUUAUAUAUUUGAUUACCCCUUCAUUUAUAUAUUUGAUAACCCUUAAUUCAUUUAUAAAAUGGAGUAAAGUAACCUCCAAAUAAAUAUCACUUGUCUGUAAAGACUAUUAUUUUUAUCUCCCUAGGUGGCCUUAUUUCACAGGUUUUACUGUAUAUGAAGGGUGCUAGUCUGCUCAAUCACUCAAACAUUUU
Molecule: messenger RNA, 1552 nt
Organism: Ruditapes philippinarum (Manila clam)
Lineage: Eukaryota; Metazoa; Mollusca; Bivalvia; Venerida; Veneridae
Product: 2-amino-3-carboxymuconate-6-semialdehyde decarboxylase-like
Exons: 9
Coding region: 108-1127 (339 amino acids)
Biological process (GO): secondary metabolic process
Cellular component (GO): cytoplasm; cytosol
Molecular function (GO): hydrolase activity; carboxy-lyase activity
Source: RefSeq, a predicted model, not a curated record